CGGGAGGAGUACUGCCGGUGGGUCAAGGUUCGGCCCGAACAUGGCGGUUCCGGUCGGGCCGUGACCAAGGUUUUACUGUCUGGAGGACUGAAGUUGAUGGCUGUCGGCGUCCCCACCUGUUAGGGUAGAAUGCGAAAACGCCAGAGAGUGCGCUGAGGAGCAGCGGCGCCGGGGACGACUGGGUGCUGGGCGCUCCAGGGAGCCGAAGCGGCGUCGUCUGUGGCUUCCUUUCGUCUGCAGGCUCCGGUGUGAGGCGCCGCCCGGCCGGGCAGGCGGGCGGGCGGCGGCCGUAGCUGCGGCAGCGGCGGGAUCCGCUGUGAGGGAGGGCCGCAGGGCGGGCGCCGCGGUCUCCUGAGCCGCGGCUAUGGCCCAGUGCGUACAGUCAGUGCAGGAGCUCAUCCCGGACUCCUUCGUCCCCUGUGUGGCCGCGCUGUGCAGCGACGAAGCCGAGCGGCUCACUCGUCUCAAUCAUCUGAGCUUCGCGGAGCUGCUGAAGCCUUUCUCUCGCCUCACUUCCGAGCUUCAUAUGAGAGAUCCUAAUAAUCAACUCCACAUAAUCAAAAAUUUGAAGAUAGCCGUAAGCAACAUUAUCACCCAACCACCUCAGCCUGGAGCUAUUCGAAAGCUUUUGAAUGAUGUUGUUUCUGGCAGCCAGCCUGCAGAAGGAUUAGUAGCUAAUGUGAUUACGGCAGGAGAUUAUGACCUUAACAUCAGUGCUACUACUCCAUGGUUUGAGUCUUACAGAGAGACCUUCCUUCAGUCCAUGCCAGCAUCGGAUCAUGAAUUCCUGAACCAUUAUUUAGCAUGUAUGUUGGUAGCAUCAUCCAAUGAAGCUGACCCUAUGGAACAGUUUUCCAAGUUGUCACAAGAACAGCAUCGGAUUCAGCACAACAAUGAUUAUUCCUACCCUAAGUGGUUUAUACCAAAUACACUUAAAUAUUAUGUACUUUUACAUGAUGUAAGUGCAGGAGAUGAACAGAGAGCUGAAUCAAUUUAUGAAGAAAUGAAACAGAAAUACGGAACUCAGGGUUGCUAUUUACUUAAAAUUAAUUCUCGAACAUCAAAUCGAGCAUCAGAUGAACAGAUACCAGAUCCGUGGAGUCAGUAUCUUCAGAAAAAUAGUAUUCAAAAUCAGGAAUCAUAUGAAGAUGGCCCUUGUACUAUAACAUCAGAUAAGAGUUCUGAUAGUAACUUGCUUUCAUUGGAUGGAUUAGAUAAUGAAGUCAAAGAUGGCUUACCAAAUAACUUUAGAGCCCACCCACUUCAAUUGGAUCAAUCCAGUGACCCUUCUAAUAGCAUGGAUGGCCCAGAUCAUGUCAAAUCUGUUUCAGCAUUACAUGAAACAAAGAAAGCAAAUACUGGAGUAAUUCAUGGUGCAUGUUUAACGCUUACUGAUCAUGAUAGAAUCCGACAGUUUAUACAAGAGUUUACAUUUCGUGGCCUUUUGCCUCAUAUAGAGAAAACCAUUCGGCAAUUAAAUGAUCAGCUAAUAUCAAGAAAAGGAUUGAGUCGAUCUCUGUUUUCUGCAACUAAAAAAUGGUUUAGUGGAAGUAAAGUUCCAGAAAAGAGCAUUAAUGAGCUGAAAAAUACAUCUGGGUUGCUAUAUCCACCAGAAGCACCAGAGCUUCAGAUCAGGAAAAUGGCUGACUUGUGCUUUUUGGUGCAACAUUAUGAUUUGGCUUAUAAUUGUUAUCACACUGCAAAGAAGGAUUUUCUUAAUGAUCAAGCAAUGCUUUAUGCAGCUGGUGCCUUGGAAAUGGCAGCAGUGUCAGCUUUUCUUCAACCAGGAGCACCUCGACCAUACCCAGCUCAUUACAUGGAUACAGCAAUUCAGACAUACAGAGAUAUCUGCAAGAAUAUGAUAUUGGCUGAAAGAUGUGUGUUACUUAGUGCUGAAAUUUUAAAAAGCCAGAGCAAAUAUUCAGAAGCUGCAGCUCUCCUAAUACGGUUGACAAGUGAGGAUUCUGAUCUUCGAAGUGCACUUCUUUUGGAACAGGCAGCACAUUGCUUUAUAAACAUGAAGAGUCCUAUGGAGAAAUAUGCAUUUCAUAUGAUACUGGCAGGCCACCGGUUUAGUAAAGCAGGACAGAAAAAACAUGCUUUACGCUGCUAUUGUCAAGCCAUGCAAGUUUACAAAGGAAAAGGCUGGUCUCUUGCAGAGGAUCACAUUAACUUCACAAUUGGACGUCAGUCCUAUACUCUUAGACACUUGGAGAAUGCUGUAUCUGCUUUUAGGCACAUUCUAAUCAAUGAAAGUAAGCAAUCAGCUACCCAACAAGGAGCCUUCCUCAGAGAAUAUCUUUAUGUUUACAAGAAUGUUAGUCAGCUCUCACCAGAUGGCCCUUUACCACAGCUUCCUUUACCAUAUAUUAACAGUUCAGCAACACGGGUUUUCUUUGGCCAUGACAGACGACCAGCAGAUGGAGAAAAGCAAGCAGCUACUCAUGUAAGUCUUGAUCAAGAAUAUGACUCUGAAUCCUCUCAGCAGUGGCGAGAACUUGAGGAACAUGUUGUGGCUGUGGUUAACAAAGGAAUAAUUCCAUCUAAUUUUCAUCCAACACAAUACUGUUUGAACAGUUAUUCAGAUAAUUCCAGAUUUCCACUUGCAGUUGUGGAAGAACCAAUUACAGUAGAAGUGGCUUUUAGAAACCCUUUGAAAGUUCCACUUUUAUUGACUGACUUGUCGUUGGUCUGGAAGUUUCAGCCUGAGGAUAUCAGUGGAAAAGAUAAUGAAGAAGUUAAAGAACUAGUUUCAAGUCAAUCUGAAAUGAUUGGAACUGAAGUUAUUUCAGAAUUCUUAAUUAAUAGUGAAGAAUCUAAAGUGGCAAGAUUAAAGCUCUUUCCCCAUCACAUAGGAGAGCUGCAUAUUUUGGGAGUUGUUUAUAAUCUUGGCACUAUUCAGGGCUCCAUGACAGUAGACGGCAUUGGUGCUCUCCCUGGAUGUCACACAGGGAAACAUUCCUUGAGUAUGUCAGUCCGAGGGAGACAGGAUUUAGAAAUUCAGGGUCCUCGACUUAACAACACAAAGGAAGAGAAAACAUCUAUUAAAUAUGGUCCUGAUCGACGUUUAGAUCCUAUUAUCACUGAGGAAAUGCCACUAUUGGAGGUAUUUUUUAUACAUUUUCCUACAGGGCUCCUCUGUGGAGAAAUCCGAAAAGCCUAUGUGGAAUUUGUUAAUGUCAGCAAAUGUCCUCUCACUGGAUUGAAAGUUGUUUCUAAGCGUCCAGAGUUCUUUACUUUUGGUGGUAAUACUGCUGUUCUAACACCACUGAGCCCCUCUGCCUCUGAAAACUGUAGUGCAUACAAGACUGUUGUGACAGAUUCUACCUCUGUGUGUACAGCCCUCAUUUCAUCAGCUUCUUCUGUAGACUUUGGUAUUGGCAUAGGAAGUCAGCCAGAAGUGAUUCCUGUACCCCUUCCUGACACUGUUCUUUUACCUGGAGCUUCAGUCCAACUACCAAUGUGGUUACGUGGGCCAGAUGAAGAAGGUGUCCAUGAAAUUAACUUUUUGUUCUACUAUGAAAGUGUUAAAAAGCAACCUAAAAUACAACACAGAAUAUUAAGACACACUGCAGUUAUUUGUACCAGUCGAUCUUUGAAUGUUAGAGCCACUGUCUGCCGAAGUAAUUCACUUGAAGGUGAAGAAGGAAGAGGAGGCAAUAUGCUAGUCUUUGUAGAUGUGGAAAAUACCAAUACUAGUGAAGCGGGUGUUAAGGAGUUCCAUAUAGCUCAAGUAUCAAGUAGUAGCCAACACUGGAGCCUACAGAAAUCUGUAAAUCUCUCUGAGAACAAAGAUGCCAAACUUGCCAGUAGGGAAAAGGGAAAGUUUUGCUUCAAGGCAGUAAGAUGUAAAGAAGCUGCUACACAAUCCGCAGAAAAAUACACCUUUGCAGAUAUCAUCUUUGGAAAUGAGCAGAUAAUAAGUUCAACAAGCCCAUGUGCAGAUUUCUUUUUUCGAAGUUUGUCCUCUGAGUUAAAAAAAUCACAGACUCAACAGUCUGUGAAUACAGGCAAACAUUCAGUAGAAGAGGCUGUGAGAUUGAUUCAAAAGUGCAGUGAAGUAGAUUUGAAUAUUGUCAUAUUAUGGAAGGCAUAUGUUGUAGAAGACAGUAAACAGCUUAUUUUGGAAGGUCAGCAUCAUGUUAUUCUUCAUACUAUAGGAAAAGAAGCCUUUUCAUAUCGUCAGAAACAGGAGCCACCAGAAAUGGAACUAUUAAAGUUUUUCAGGCCAGAAAAUUCUACAGUUUCCUCAAGGCCAUCAGUGGACCAGCUUUCUAAUAUCAUUAAAACAAGUCUUCACUACCCAGAAUCAUUUAAUCAUCCAUUUCACCAAAAAAGCCUUUGUUUAGUACCAGUCACCCUUUUACUUUCUAACUGUUCGAAGGCUGACGUAGAUGUGAUAGUUGAUCUUCGGCAUAAAACAACAAGUCCAGAAGCAUUGGAAACCCAUGGAUCAUUCACAUGGCUUGGACAGACACAAUAUAAACUUCAGCUUAAAAGCCAGGAGAUUCACAGUUUGCAGCUGAAAGCAUGCUUUGUUCAUACAGGUGUUUAUAACCUUGGAACUCCUAGGGUGUUUGCCAAGUUAUCAGACCAAGUUACAGUGUUUGAAACAAGUCAGCAGAACUCCAUGCCUGCCUUGAUCAUCAUCAAUAAUGUGUGACAUCCUGCAAGUGGAUGCUGAAAUUCACAAGAAUCAGUUUAACUUGGCUGAGUUGGCUUUGCAGCAGUAUUUGAAAUGCCUAACUUAUCUUGGAGGAUGGCUUCCCAUCACAGCAAUUAUUUUGACUUGUCAUUUGGUUGAUGAUGCAAAGCACAUCAGACUGAGAGUACUUACAUUUUUUUUCUCUUAAACCAAAUCUGGUAAUAAUUUACAUGUUCAUAAUACAGAAUCUCAACAUAUCCAUGCACCUUAUUAAGCCCCGUCUUAAGAAACAUCUAAGUCUGCUGUUACACUUACAAAUGGUAUAUGAACAUUAAGAGUGGAGAUGAUUUGGGAGAAGGAAGGCCUUGUCAGCAGUACUCCUGUUAAGCCAAUAGUCUAUAACUCCAGCUUUACUGUGAAGUUCUAGAGUGUUAUAUACAGAUUUUCCCGUCUUACUCUGCAGUUCUUUAAAACCAGUUUUGAACUUUGGCUGCAAAAUCUUCAUAUUCUACUGUUGGUUGGUCCCUAUGGCUUAGACAUAUGUUUGUAAAGAGAAAACAUUUUUUCCUGAUGCUUUUUGAAAGGAAGUUUUUUGACUUUUUUUCCCUCGGUCAUCUCACAUUCAUCCCACUACUUCACAAUGUGAUUUUUGUCAUUAAAAUCAUUCUUUAUUAUAUAACUUUAAUAAUUGAGUUGAUCUGUUUAAAAUAUAAAUCUACUCAAGUUAAUUAAAAUAAGCUUUUCAAAAAUGUAUUAUAUUUAUAACAAAUGUACUGUAAAUAGAAUAAAGACAUGCUAUUCACUGUAUAGAUUUACUUAGAUGCCUUUUUUAAAAUCUGGUUUUCUGAGCACUUAAUAUAUCCUUUAUUUAAAAUAAAUGCCAACCAUAUGUAGCAGGUACCAGAAAA
Messenger RNA from Perognathus longimembris pacificus (Pacific pocket mouse), 5553 nucleotides. RefSeq names its product trafficking protein particle complex subunit 8 (gene Trappc8). NCBI's taxonomy places the organism in Eukaryota, Metazoa, Chordata, Mammalia, Rodentia, Heteromyidae. Gene Ontology annotation, biological process: endoplasmic reticulum to Golgi vesicle-mediated transport; protein localization to phagophore assembly site. The record is from RefSeq and is a predicted model, not a curated record. Gene Ontology annotation, molecular function: protein binding. Gene Ontology annotation, cellular component: TRAPPIII protein complex; cytoplasmic vesicle; phagophore assembly site.